UAACUCCUUUGCUAACUGCCCUCCCUCUUCUUUGCGGCCCCUGGAGACACACCCCUUGGGACUUAAUGCGCAGGCGCCGCUCUACCGAACUUGCAUUCGGCUGUCUCGUUACGCAUGCCCGGGCGGCAGCGGCGGUCGGGCUUCACCGCCGGAAGUUCGGCGGCCAUCACCAAAGAGUGCUGGUUCGGCUAGCUAGCUAGAGGGGCUCGUUUCCGCCCGGCUCCCGGAUGGUGGGCGGCCAUCUUUGGUGCUCGCAAUUAAAGGCUGUGGUGGGAUUGGCUUCGCAUCGUGGGCUCGUCCGCUGUUACCCACCUACCAGAGUCCUUCCCCGCGGGGCGGGACCUCGUAACGGCCAACUCCUUUCCAGGUGAAGGGUAACGGCGGUACGUUGGGUCUUUGAGCAAGCCUCCUCGCUUCCUCCCACGGGAAUCCCAGGACAGGCCCUACGCCCUGGCUGAUCAGCCCUAGGCUGAAGAAACACUUAAGUUCUGGAAAUAGCGACCCAGUAUCAUGGCUGGCAGCCCUAAUGAAGAUUCAGAAGGAAGCCGAAUUACUUAUGUGAAAGGAGACCUAUUUGCGUGCCCCCAGACAGACUCUUUAGUGCAUUGUAUCAGUGAGGACUGUCGAAUGGGCGCUGGGAUAGCUGUCCUCUUCAAGAAGAAAUUUGGAGGAGUGCAGGAACUGUUGAAUCAACAGAAAAAGUCUGGAGAAGUGGCUGUUCUGAAGAGAGAUGGACGAUAUAUAUAUUACCUGAUUACAAAGAAAAGGGCUUCACACAAGCCAACUUAUGAAAACUUACGGAAGAGUUUAGAGGCUAUGAAGUCUCAUUGUCUGAGGAAUGGAGUCACCGACCUUUCCAUGCCAAGGAUUGGAUGUGGUCUUGAUCGUCUGCAAUGGGAAAAUGUAUCCGCAAUAAUUGAGGAGGUCUUUGAGGCAACAGACAUCAGCAUUACCGUAUACACACUCUGAACAGAAGAGCAUUUUGGAUGUGUCUACCUUCUGCAUCGCCUGGGCCGCAGGAUUGAGCAAACUGACCUUAAAAUGGGCAGAGGACCGUUUCUUGUGAAGUAGUCUGUGUCACAGGCCAGACCUGGGUUGCUGUAUUCUCAGGAUUGAAUAGGAUUGAAGGAGGGGUUUCUUGUUGCUGGGAAUUUUUCUUUUUCAGGAAGGUAAGGGGAGGGACCAAAUGUUGGGCCUAGGACCCCUAUUUUGCUGCGGAUGCCAUGUGGUUUGUUUGGGUUGCCACUAGGUGGCAGCAUUGCUUUUCUCUGCUGUUUUAAGAGAAAUUUCAGGAAGGAUGUCGGUUUUCAGUUAAUUUUGCACCUUGUGUCAUUUGUUCACAAAUUGAUCCUAGGAGAGAAUUAUGGGUUUAAUUUUUGUUUAAAUUACAAGAUUUUUAUGUUUACAAGGAAUUUGUGGUGACAAAAAUGGAAAAAUAAAUAUUUUUUUGGGGGGGGGCUCCAGUGA
This is a messenger RNA of Capra hircus (goat), 1467 nucleotides long. RefSeq names its product O-acyl-ADP-ribose deacylase 1 (gene OARD1). Gene Ontology annotation, biological process: peptidyl-glutamate ADP-deribosylation. The record is from RefSeq and is a predicted model, not a curated record. The transcript has 6 exons. NCBI's taxonomy places the organism in Eukaryota, Metazoa, Chordata, Mammalia, Artiodactyla, Bovidae. Bases 511 to 969 code for a protein of 152 amino acids.